Molecule: messenger RNA, 713 nt
Organism: Neltuma alba
Lineage: Eukaryota; Viridiplantae; Streptophyta; Magnoliopsida; Fabales; Fabaceae
Exons: 2
Coding region: 54-389 (111 amino acids)
Source: RefSeq, a predicted model, not a curated record
CUACCGUCUGUGAAGAAACUAAAGACAUAACACGCGUCGUGUGCAAUACAUCGAUGACGGAUCAUAUGAUGGUGAGGUUCCAAGAGAUUUCAAAGCUCUAUAAGCUACCAGACGUCGUCAAAUUAUCAAAGGAGGAUGUGGAAACCAUGUUUCCUCGUCUUUCCAUGAUUGAACCAAGGAUACUUGAGAAAAGCAAGCAACCACUGCUGGUUUCAGUACAUAUUCUUCGCAGUCUACAUUCCCUUUGGUUUCGGUACAAUGAAGAAUUGAUUGCUUUCCAGAUGGGACGGUUCAAGCCCUUCCUAUCCAUACCAGCCCCUCUUUUCUGGGAUUCUCUCUCUGUAGCAGACUUGUCUUCUUUGUGGCCCCUCAAGGUGGUUUGUGUUUAGCUUUGGAGCUAAUUACCCAAGUGGUCGCCUUAGUUCUUGCUCGUGUUGGUCUUCCUAGUUCCUUCUGGCAGCAUUAUGGCUCGUUUCGUGCAUCAGCUUUUGCUGGAGCUCAGAGUUUUUCUUUUCUUUGUGCUGUUUGUAUUAAGAGUUUGCUUCGCGUCAGUUUUAUUGGGUUCUUUGUGUCUGUCUUGGGUAUCAUAUGCAAGGGGCUCAAUAGCGUUUCUUACUGUAUCAUUUUACUUGUUUAAUGAAGUUGCCUUCUAAUGAAAAAAAUCCAGACUGUACGAUAACGAAGUUCAAUAAAAAACGUUGCGUUGAUUCCAA